Manis javanica (Malayan pangolin) is the source of this 7074-nucleotide messenger RNA. The record is from RefSeq and is a predicted model, not a curated record. Lineage: Eukaryota; Metazoa; Chordata; Mammalia; Pholidota; Manidae.
AACCACACUCCCCCUCCUCACUCUUCACACACACACUCACACACACCCACGGCAGACACGCACGCACCCGGGCGCCGAAGGGAAAGCCGCGUCUCGCCUUCCUGCCCCGCCGCCAGUCCUGUCUCGGCCUCUCAGCAAAGCGGGAAAGCGGAGGCCGGAGCCGUGACCUCUGACCCCGUGGUUAUGCAGAGCCGCCGCAUUCCUUAGCGAUCGCGGGGCUGCCGCCGCUGCCGCCACCGUGGGCGACUGACGCAGCGCGGGCGCGUGGAGCCGCCGCCACCCCUCCCCCCCCGCCGCCCUCGCGCUAGCCGAUCCCCGCGCACCCGCCCCUUCUCACCGGCCGCACCCGUCCUCGCGCGCCGUCGCCACGCGCCCCCCGCCGCCGCCGCCACCCCAGCCCCGCGCCUCUGCCGCCCGCCCCGCCCGGAGGUCCCGCGUGGAGCCGCCGCCGCCAGGGAGGAGGAGGAUGAAGGACAAACAGAAGAGGAAGAAGGAGCGCACGUGGGCCGAGGCCGCGCGCCUGGUACUAGAAAACUACUCGGAUGCUCCAAUGACACCAAAACAGAUUCUACAGGUCAUAGAGACAGAAGGACUAAAGGAAAUGAGAAGUGGGACAUCUCCUCUUGCGUGUCUCAAUGCCAUGCUACAUUCCAAUUCAAGAGGAGGAGAGGGCCUCUUUUAUAAACUGCCUGGCCGCAUCAGUCUUUUCACACUCAAGAAGGAUGCUCUGCAGUGGUCUCGCAGUCCGACUGCAGUGGAGGGUGAGGAGCCAGAGGACACAGCUGAUGUGGAGAGCUGUGGAUCUAAUGAAGCCAGCACUGUGAGUGGUGAAAAUGAUGUUUCUCUUGAUGAGACAUCUUCAAAUGCAUCCUGUUCUACAGAAUCUCAGAGUCAGCCUCUUUCCACUUCCAGGGACAGCUACCGAGCUUCCUCGCAGGCCAACAAGCAAAAGAAAAAGACUGCGGUGAUGCUUCCACGAGUUGUCCUGACUCCUCUGAAGGUAAACGGGGCCCACGUGGAAUCUGCCUCAGGGUUUUCAGGCCGCCAUGCCGAUGGUGAGAGCGGCAGCCCAUCAGGCAGCAGCAGUGGCUCCCUGGCCCUGGGCAGUGCUGCUCUCCGGGGCCAGGCCGAGGUCGCUCGGGACCCUGCCCCACUCCUGAGAGGUUUCCGGAAGCCGGCCACAGGUCAAAUGAAGCGCAACAGAGGGGAAGAGAUAGAUUUUGAGACACCUGGGUCCAUUCUUGUCAACACCAACCUCCGGGCCCUGAUAAACUCGCGGACCUUCCAUGCCCUGCCGCCCCACUUCCAGCAGCAGCUCCUGCUCCUCCUGCCUGAGGUGGACAGACAGGUGGGGACAGAUGGCCUGUUACGUCUCAGCAGCAGUGCCCUGAAUAACGAGUUUUUUACUCAUGCGGCUCAGAGCUGGCGGGAACGCCUGGCUGACGGUGAAUUCACUCAUGAAAUGCAAGUCAGGAUACGACAGGAAAUGGAGAAGGAAAAGAAGGUGGAACAAUGGAAAGAAAAGUUCUUUGAGGACUACUAUGGACAGAAAUUGGGUUUAACGAAAGAAGAGUCAUUACAUCAGAACAUAGGCCAGGAGGAGGCUGAAAUCAAGAGUGACUUGCGUGUCCCAGAAGAACCAGCACGGCCACAGCGGGGUCCAGCCACCCGGCAGCGAGAUGGGCAUUUUAAGAAGCGCUCUCGGCCAGAUCUCCGAACCAGAGCCAGAAGGAACCUAUACAAAAAACAGGAGCCAGAACAAACAGGGAUUGCUAAAGACACACAGCCUGUGGCAGCAGAGAGUCUCCCCAUCCUUGCUGGGGAGGCUCAGUCCAACUUGGCAGAAGUGGGCAGUCCCCGCCGGCCCAGCAUAUCCUCUGCGGUGCCCGGUCCAGAGAGUCCUGAAUUUCUGGCUGAACCUGGCACUGCCCGGAUCCAGACAGAUCCAGGUGACCUGCCACGGGCCUCUGCAUCUCCAGACAGAAUUCCCAGCUUGCCUCAGGAGACUGUGGAUCAGGAACCCAAGGAUCAGAAGAGGAAAUCCUUUGAGCAGGCGGCCUCUGCAUCCUUUCCCGAAAAGAAGCCCCGGCUUGAAGAUCGUCAGUCCUUUCGUAACACAAUUGAAAGUGUUCACACCGAAAAGCCACAGCCCACCAAAGAGGAGCCCAAAGUCCCGCCCAUCCGGAUUCAACUUUCACGUAUCAAACCACCCUGGGUGGUUAAAGGUCAGCCCGCUUACCAGAUAUGCCCCCGCAUCGUCCCCAUCACGGAGUCCUCCUGCCGGGGCUGGGCUGGUGCCAGGACCCUCGCAGACAUUAAAGCCCGUGCUCUGCAGGUCCGAGGGGCGAGAGGCCACCACUGCCAUCGAGAGGCGGCCACCACUGCCAUCGGAGGGGGGGGUGGCCCGGGUGGAGGUGGCGGCGGGGCCACCGAUGAGGGAGGUGGCAGAGGCGGCGGCAGUGGUGAUGGUGGUGAGGCCUGUGGCCACCCUGAGCCCAGGGGAGCCCCGAGUUCCCCUGGAGAGUGUGCGUCAGAUCUACAGCGAACACAACUACUGCCGCCUCGUCUUCUAGACAGGGAGGGUGCCCAGGCUGAAGCUGCCAUAUCCAGAGCCAGUGGAGAGGACCUGGAUCCAUUCAGAAAAGAGGAGAGCUGCCCACUACAGAGGGAUCCAGAUAUCCUCACAAGCGAGCUGACUGGUGCCUCCCAGCUACCCAUUGCUCCCACUGGGGACCAGCCAUGCCAGGCUUUGCCCCCACUGUCCUCCAAAACCCCAGCACCUGAGAGAUUAGUUGGGCAGCCUGCAUUGCAUCUAGAUGUUAGAACUGACUAUGGGGCCGGUACUACUUGGGAAAGGGAUAAUGGGGAACGAGGACCCACUGUUCCCACAGAGAAUGGUCCCAUUCAGUCUCCAGUGGGGGAUGUUGUGUUAGCAGAAGGGACUGGCCAGACUCUGGGUGGCGACAGUAAGCCCAUCCUGAAGGAUCCUGUGACUGUGACCCCCGGUUCCAGCCCUGACUCUUCAUUGGCCAGUGGCCUGCAGGACAGACAGUGCGAUGAUGGAUUCGGACUUGGUGACUCACACCCGCCCGUGAGGGAAAGUGCUACUAGACAAGAAACCAUGACAGCCGAGACUCUCCUUGCCAAUGGUGCUGCUCCUUGGGUGCCCGUCCUGUCAGAUGACGGGGCAGCAGGACAGCCUGAGCCAAAUGCCAGAGGAAGUGUUCCCCCUGCUGAGCUCCAGGUGGGAGAGGAGUGGGAGAAAGCUGCUCCCCUCGUUCCUGCACUGCCCGAGGGCCUGGCUGCUGAGGACAAUCCAGAGCCUCCCAGCAACAUCCCUUCGUUCUGGACUGUGCCACCCCAGGGGUGUGGUGACAGUGCUGGCAGUGACUUCAGACAGGUGGCAGUUGAAAAACUGAAAGUCAGUGGAGACUCGGAAGCACUGAGUCCUCACAGCGAGUCCACAGACACAGCCUCUGACUUUGAAGGCUACCUUUCUGAGGGCAGCAGUGAGGCUGACCCUAGGGAAGCCACGGUGGUGAAACGGCCCUUGGUGACAGACAAGGAUAAGAAACAGGAUUGGAGCCACUCUGCCUCACUCUCUAAGGUGAACGGUGACCUGAGUCUGGUUACAAGGACAGACGGGAUGGCUGCUCCUCAGAGCUGGGUAUCUCGCAUAUGUGCAGUCCCCCAGAAGGUCCCAGACUCCCUGCUGUUGGCCAGUACUGAUGGUCAGCCACAGCCCAUGUCCCUGGGCAGGCCUGGGUCCUCAGUGGAGGCCACUAACCCACUUGUGAUGCAGUUACUACAGGGCAGCUUGCCCCUAGAGAAGGUUCUUCCUCCAACCCACGGGGGCAGCAAGCCCGAAUCCCCACGGCUCCCACUUACAGAACAACAGAGCCACGGUGGCUCCCUGGGGAUGGGAUCUUUGCAAGAUUCUGCAGAAAAUAGUUGUACGGUUAACAAGAGCAGCCUCAGUUCCUUAAGAGCUUCGAAGGAGCCUCUUCCCCCUGAGAGCCUUGAAGCAAGCACUGGCCUUGCCAGGCUGGAGGCCAUCCAGGCUCCUGGGAUGCCCCAAAAGAUUUCUAAGACAGUCCCAAAAUUAGACUCCCUAUAUCCAGUGACAAAUCCAGCGGCUGUCUCUGGGAAAGUAGAAGAAGUGGAUUCCAAAGAGCAGUUCUCCCCCUUCAGUUUGGAGGAUCCGAAGGAAGCCCGUGGCCUGUCUCAGUGCAGUAAUUCAAAUGCCCUGGGUAGAAGUCCAGGCAAUCUCACUACCUCGAGAGCCCCUUGUUUCUCAUCUCCAAAUGUGAUCUCCUUGGGUCCCGAUGUGACAGACCAGGCCCAGGGUAAUCAGAACAGUGCUGGAGGCCAAGGGAAGAAGCUCUUUGGCUCUAGGAACGUGGCUCCUGCCCUUCAGUGCCCCAGGCCUGGGGAAACACAGCCACUUCCCACUGAUGCCCCGCCCAGUUUUCCUAGUAGGAAGUUGCCAUCAAGCAAAAACUCUGUGUCUGGUGGAGUGAAGACUGCCAGGGAAGACUGGUCUCCAGAGCCACCGCCUGCCUCUGUUGGCGGCGUCAGGAGCGAGAAGACCUGUGGGGGGUCUCCUCUCAAGGCAAAUACAGAGAACAGAAAUGCCGCUGGGCUUAGUCAACGGGAACGGGAGCUGGUGGAUCACUUGCAAGGGAUGCCCUUUGUCCUUGACCUGCCCUUCUGGAAAUUACCCCGAGAGCCUGGGAAAGGGCUCAGUCAGCCCCUGGAGCCUUCUUCCAUCCCCUCCCAACUCAACAUCAAACAGGCAUUUUAUGGGAAGCUUUCCAAGCUCCAACUGAGUUCCACCAGCUUUAAUUACUCCUCCAGCUCCCCCGCCUUUCCCAAAGGCCUUGCUGGAAGUGUGGUGCAGCUGAGCCACAAAGCAAACUUUGGUGCGAGCCAUAGUGCAUCACUUUCCUUGCAAAUGUUCACCGACAGCAGCACGGUGGAAAGCAUCUCGCUCCAGUGUGCGUGCAGCCUGAAAGCCAUGAUCAUGUGCCAGGGCUGUGGUGCAUUCUGUCAUGAUGACUGUAUUGGACCCUCAAAGCUCUGUGUAUUGUGCCUUGUGGUGAGAUAAUAAAUUAUGGCCAUGGGAAAAGUUGUAUAUUUAGUGUGUGUAUUUUGAUAAUGAUCUUAUAUCUGUAUACAGAAUAUCAUUGAUAUAACAGACUCUGUCUUUCUGGGCAAGGGUACUCUUGCCUCUCCCUAAAAUUUAUAGUGCUAAAGCCUCUCUGUCCCUUAACCAACCCUUCUGAUCUUGCUGGAAGGGUUUCCUGUAGGGCAGCUCGCUGGGCUGCCCAAAACUGGCCAGCCAGCCAGCCAGAGCACUCUCGCAGACAGUCAGAGCCUGGUGUGGCGUGGGAAGCCUGCCUGACAUCCAGAGGGACUUGAAACUGAAGAAAGAAGGUAGUGUUCUCCACCAAGGGAACCAGCUACCUGAACUGAGUAGAAAUGUCUGUCUUCCACUGCCCGCGCUUCCUGCCAUCAUUCUUGUGCUACUAUGAAUUGUUGAUGUCUGGGGAAGAAGCCAGCACAGGGUUAUGGUAACUACCAUCAGUGCCCACCAGAGGGCUCAAGCACCUGCUGACCUCGGGGUCACAGAUGAGUCAUUUGACAGUUGAUGGAGCCAGCUUGACCUUUGGUUCUGUUGCUGAAGCCAAUUUGGGACUUUCCUGUCUCAGUAAAUCCACUGGCUCAUGGGAGCUUUUGGAACCCUGAAUAGACUUGCGUGGACAAUGGGGUUGGACAUAGGAUUGUCUUUCCUCUUAAAAUGUCAUCUGCAGACCUUGUAAGUCAGAUGUCCAGAUGUUUGGCAGGUGAAUUCCUCUGCUUAACACCCUCCCCAUCACUUUGGACUCUGUGGGAGUGGGCAUUUCCACGCACCUGUGUAUGUGAAAGUCAUUUUACAUUUCAAAGCAGUGUGUGUUUCUUAUUUUUAUAUUUUUAACACUUUAUCCUUGGAUGUAUAAAGUGAACUUUUUGGCUUCUGUAAGUAUGCUCUAUGCACCUCUAAUGUUUAUCAUGUAUUUAUAUGUUGUACACAGUACUGGCCGAUUCUGUAAAUGGAUGUAUUGUACAGAGAACAUGAACGUCUCCCUUACUUUCCGUCUUUGGCAUCAUUGCAUUAAAGUGGUGUAAUUGACUUCUCUCACCUGUGUCAGAGCCACUGCAUGCUGUGCUGCCUGACGUGAGGGUGGAGUGAUUGACUUGUGAUCUGCCAGGUUGGCCCGGUGCCCUGUCACGGGUCACCCAGUGGACCUGCCACAGCCUGCAGAGCCAUGGUCAGCCCACCUGCACGCUACUGAGCAAAUGUGUCUUGCUCCUCACAUUUCUUCUCCAACCUUCAACUGGCUGCUGGCUGCCGUAAGUGACAAAUCACCAUCACCAGUGUUAAAUUCUUCUGGAUUCAGGGGUGAGUGUCCUGGGUGGACCCCAGGCAGGCCUUCUAGACCUGGCUCCAGGGUCACCGCCUAUCAGCAAUACCAGGGACCAUACUCUCCUGGGGCCACUGGGCUCCUUUUGAUGUACCUUUGAAAGCAGGUUGGGGAAGAAACAGUCAUACCUGUUGCCUGCCUCUCCCAAAACGUUUCCGGCAAAUAGUUGUCUCCCUUCACCCUGCUUCCUGCCUUAUUUCUUAUACCCUGACUUUUUGAGUCCUCCUCGUUUAACUUAGGUCUCCCUGUGUGAGUGCUUCUGUAUGAAGUAUAUGUUCAGUGUGGCUUCAAGCCUGAUGUCAUCCAAAAGCCCCGUCCCCUCCACCGUUUCAUUCACCCUUUGUGGCAUUUUUGUCAUCUUGAAGCCUGAGUGAGAAGUUGGCAAUAUAUGAUGAUUUAAAUGCAGUAUUGGCGAAGUCCAAGUUGUCAACUUCAAGAGUCUUUUUACCAAAGACAGGAAGCAGGGGCCCGGGUGUGAUCCCCUUCUGCUCUGACCUUCAGGGCCACCUAGGGUGUAGUUUGAAACUGGCCUGGUCCAUGGGACUGCCUGGGGAAAGCACUGCUCUUGUGUGUCUUUUGUGGUAUUGGAAAAAUAAACCUGUACAACCUG